AUGAGGAGUCUUCUGGUAUUAACAUUGGCAGCGAUUGCUCACGCUAAACCCAAGCCAGAAGCUGGCUAUUCCUAUUCCGCCCCAACUCCUUCGGGUAGUUAUGGAGCACCAUCAGGUGGUGGCGGUAGUAUUGGAGGCGGCAUCGGUGGAGGUCAUGGAGGUGGUUUCGGAGGUGGAAUUAGCGGCAUAAGCGGAAUUGGAGGAGGAUUCGGUGGUGGAUUUGGAGGCGGCUCAGGAGGUGGUUUCGGAGGCGGCUCAGGUGGUGGAUUCGGAGGCGGCUCAGGAGGUGGAUUCGGUGGUGGAUUCGGAGGUGGCUCCGGAGGUGGUUUCGGAGGUGGCUCUGGAGGCGGAUUUGGUGGUGGAUUCGGAGGCGGUGCUCCCACAAUCCAGAAACACAUCUACGUCCAUGUCCCACCACCAGAGACUGAAAUCUCUCAACCUCCACGAGUAAUUGCCCCACAAGGUGCUCCUCAGAAACAUUACAAGAUCAUCUUCAUCAAGGCCCCCACUCCACCAACCCCAACUGCCCCAAUCAUUCCUCAACUCCCACAAGACCAAGAAAAGACCCUUAUCUACGUGUUGGUCAAGAGGCCAGAAGACGGUCCAGAAAUCACCAUCCCAACAGCCGCUCCCACUCAGCCAUCCAAACCAGAAGUAUACUUCAUCAGGUACAGGACCCAGAAAGAAACCCAAGCCAUUGGCGGUGGUGGAGUCGGCGGAGGAAUCGGAGGUGGAGUUGGAGGUGGAAUUGGCGGCGGCAUCGGUGGCGGUAUUGGCGGUGGUAUCGGCGGCGGCAUCGGCGGCGGCAUCGGUGGCGGCAUCGGCGGUGGUCACGGAGGAGACGGAGGCAUCGGAGGAGGACACGGCAGCACCGGCCCAUCGGGUCCAUCGACCAGCUACGGAACCCCAGGAGCAAGCGGACCCUACUAA
This is a messenger RNA of Nezara viridula (southern green stink bug), 930 nucleotides long. The record is from the annotation of a GenBank genome assembly. Lineage: Eukaryota; Metazoa; Arthropoda; Insecta; Hemiptera; Pentatomidae.